Molecule: messenger RNA, 1802 nt
Organism: Triticum aestivum (bread wheat)
Lineage: Eukaryota; Viridiplantae; Streptophyta; Magnoliopsida; Poales; Poaceae
Exons: 5
Coding region: 1-1140 (379 amino acids)
Source: RefSeq, a predicted model, not a curated record
AUGCCGCUGCCUCCCCGGAGAUGGAGGAGGCAGCCGACUGCUGUCCAAGGCCAACAUAGCCCGCGCCAUCCAACAGGGAGCUCGAGAUCCCCCGGCUGGACACACAUCCACCAUCACGCGCUGCCGGCCGCCACAACCUCCCGCUGCCCCGCACGAGACGCCGCCGACCGGCAGCACACGGGAGCUCAGGCGAGCUCCCACCACCCCCCUAUGCUGCCAGCCGGACCCCAGGCGCCAGAUCCGGGCGGAUCUGGCCAGACGCCCACCAGCGCGCCGCCAGCCGAGCCGGACCACCCAACAACCGCUGCACCACCACCGGAGCUCAGACCGUCGCCGCGCCGCCACCAGACGGCCGCACCGCUGCCCUGCACCACCGGCGCCGCGCCACUGGGCCCUGCCGAAGCACAGCGCCGCCACCCUCGAGCACCGCCCCGCGACGGACCUCGAAGGCAGAGGAGGGAAAGGCCCCGCCGCCGCCGCGCCGACCGGGCUUUGCUCAGCAUCAUGCAUCAAGAGGUUGCUUGGUUCGAUGAUCCUUCUAAUUCCAGGGAUUGGGGUUGUGCCGCUCGUCUACCACAGAUAACACCUCCCCAGGUUAUCUUUGCCACGAAGGCAGCACGCGACCUCCCUCUCUCUCGUUUCCUCUCCCGCAUAUCCCUCCGCCUCCGCCGCCAGGAGCGUCUCCACACCAACGUCGUCGUCUCGAGGCGGGAGUGGGUGGGAGGAGAAGACGGCGGCGGCGCACACGGAGAAAAGAGGAAGAGCGCCGGCCUUGGUCCACGCGACGACGGCCGUGAACUGCGCCUCCACCAGUGUAUGCGCGACGGGUUGCUGCCGCCAUCGCUCCUCCGGCGCUGGCCAUGCUCCCUCGUAGCAAAGUGCGGCGCUGCUUCUCCACACAGCCGUGUCGGCAAGGCGGCGGCAAGACCGAGAAGGUGGGCGGCGAUGCGAGCUCUCGUCCCGUGGAAGCCAUGGGAGGACGAGGUCGAUGCGGUCGUCGGCGCGUCCUCCGCUGCGGGAGGCCAUGAGCGAAACGAAGGAGGCGUCGUCAGCUGCGUGCCCGACCUCGCCACGGACGCCAGCGAGGCCAACCUCCCCUUCACCUCUGACCGGCAGGUUGCUGCCAUGGAACCAUGUUGACCUGAGCUAUGUGCCACCAUGGUAUCCUGCUCUUUUGUUUGUUUGAUCCAAUUGGUAUCGGUUCGAGUGUGUGAUGGAAUGGAGAUGAAAGAUCGUGACGACACUGACGGUGUACCGCGUCCACAGGUCAGUGGUGCCGCCUCUGGUUUCUUCCCCAUCAAUCCCAGACAUCGCUUGUACGCUUGCAUAAGUAGUUUGCCGCUCUCAAUUCUCACUCUAACUCUCUUGUCAUUCUUCUCUCUGUUUUCCUAUGAGGUGAGGAGAUUAGGCACAGGCUUGUUGUUGCUUUGCUGUACCAAAUUGGAACCAAUGAUGAAAAGAGAAGCAUGUUUUCUGUCGGAUAUUCAAAAUGGAUCCCAGCAGCAUAUGGUCCUUCAUGUAAAAGAUAAUUUUGUGAAUGCCAAGAAGUAAAAAAACAUUUGUAUGUUUGUGUCCUUUGGGACCCGUACAGACAAAUGGGAAGCUGCACCCAUUACCACAUAAAUGUAAAUUUUACAUGCCGGUCGAUUUGGGAAUCAGUUGUCCCAAUAAGAUGUGCUUAUACUCAUGUAGUUUACACUGAAUAAGAAGCUUCAGGUCACAUUGCUAUCUACAGUAUGUGCAACUUGGCUUCAGAUGUAUUUCAUUUUGAGAUUUCCACUAUAAAGAUUGCAUGCUAUAAA